Cryptomeria japonica (Japanese cedar) is the source of this 2025-nucleotide messenger RNA. RefSeq names its product acyl-coenzyme A oxidase 4, peroxisomal. The record is from RefSeq and is a predicted model, not a curated record. The transcript is spliced from 12 exons. Gene Ontology annotation, molecular function: flavin adenine dinucleotide binding; acyl-CoA dehydrogenase activity. Lineage: Eukaryota; Viridiplantae; Streptophyta; Pinopsida; Cupressales; Cupressaceae. The coding region runs from base 448 to 1737 and encodes 429 amino acids. Gene Ontology annotation, cellular component: peroxisome. Gene Ontology annotation, biological process: fatty acid beta-oxidation.
AUCUACAUCUUACCUUUCCAAUUUCCAACGAAAAAACCUCUGCAAUGACAUUUAAAAAAUAGUUUAAAAUGACGUUUUGAUAAUAAUUUCCUGUUCAAACCCAGUGGGCUGCUGUCGUCAAACGUGGAUAUUCUUCCAACCGAGUGCAAUCAGUGGGCGAAAACAAUUUCAGUUAGGGGAAUUCCUAUAAAAAAGAUUAACGAUUGACCGCGGGACAACAUACAUAGCACCUUUUGUUUUGUUAGAUUUAUCCAAAUGUUUUGCCACUUCAUCUGCCCCUUCCGCAAAAUAGAAGACCUUCAAUUCUGCAGAUGCCACGCCUUCAAUUAGUACUCUACGGAUAUUGGCAGUAGCAGUUCUUUGGAGUAUCAUCGUUUAAUUUGAUUUGAAGAUACGCUCAACUUAUUUAAAUCUUGAAGCCCAAUCUAUCAUUGCAAAACCAUAAACAUGGUAAAGGAUCAUAUGUCUCAAUUGGGUUUGCCAGCAAUGGAAAUUUCAGUUGCAUUUCCUCAGGCUACUCCAGCCUCCAAAUUCCCUCCUUGUGUGUCUGAUUAUUAUCAGUUAGAUGAUCUUUUAACUCUUGAAGAGAAGGCUAUUCGUAAGAAAGUUAGGGAAGUUGUUGAAGCUGAAAUUGCCCCUAUAAUUGCAAAGUAUUGGGAGAGAGCGGAAUUUCCAUUUGAGAUCGUGCCAAAGCUUGCAAAUAUUAAGGUGGCUGGAGGUACCAUUAAGGGAUAUGGUUGCCCUGGUCUAUCUGUUGUUGGUAGUGCUCUUGCCAUGGCUGAGAUUGCAAGAGUAGAUGCCAGCUGUUCUACUUUUAUAAUGGUGCAUACUUGCUUAGCAAUGCUAACAAUUUCAAUGUGUGGAAGUGAGCAUCAAAAGGAAAAAUAUUUACCUUCUUUGGCUCAACUUGAUACCAUAUCUUGCUGGGCAUUGACUGAACCAAACUAUGGCAGUGAUGCAAGCUCGUUGAGCACAACUGCAACUAAGGUAGAAGGUGGCUGGAAGUUGGAUGGCCAAAAACGCUGGAUAGGAAACAGUACUUUUGCAGAUAUACUAGUUGUUUUUGCUAGAAACACAAGUACAAAUCAAAUCAAUGGGUUUAUUGUUAAGAAAGGAACUCCUGGAUUGAAAGUAUCAAAGAUAGAGAAUAAAAUUGGGUUGAGAAUUGUUCAGAAUGGGGAUAUUCUUAUGAAGGGAGUUUUUGUUCCUGACGAGGAUAGGUUGACAGGCAUCAAUUCUUUUCAAGAUACAAACAAGGUUCUAGCUGUAUCCCGUAUAAUGGUUGCAUGGCAGCCCAUAGGAAUUGCAAUGGGCGUGUAUGAUAUGUGUCAUAGGUAUUUACAAGAGCGUAAGCAAUUUGGAGCAUCUUUGAGUUCUUUCCAACUAAACCAAGAAAAACUUGUUCGUAUGCUGGGAAACAUUCAGGCAAUGGCCCUGAUGGGGUGGCGUCUAUGCAAGUUGUAUGAAGGUGGGAAAAUGACUCCAGGGCAUGCCAGCUUAGCCAAGGCAUGGAACACCUUACGUGCAAGGGAAACAGUGUCAUUAGGACGAGAAUUGCUUGGUGGCAAUGGAAUCUUGGCCGAUUUCUUAGUGGCUAAGGCAUUUUGUGAUUUGGAGCCUAUAUACUCAUAUGAAGGAACAUAUGAUAUCAAUGCAUUGGUAACAGGGCGUGAAGUUACUGGAACUGCAAGCUUUAAAGCACCACCUGUUAGCAGAGGAAUAAGAGCAAAGCUAUAAUUUGGGUGGUUUCUUAUAUGAUUUCCUUACUGUCAUUGCUGAAAAUAUUCAAGUUUUUGAACUUUCAUAUAUAAAGUUUGAAGGGCAAUAUAGCUUCACUAGAAAAUUAUGGCAGCAAAUGCAUUUUAUGCAUCAUUUUAGAGAGUUUGUAAUUGUACUUGGCCUCAUAUAUUUCUACAACAGGUUCUGCUUAAAUAAAUUUUAUGCCCUUGUCAUUAGAAUAAUGUGUAAUAAAAUUCCCCAAAGAAGUUUAUCUGUUAAUAACUAUUUUGUAAAAUUAUUCCAAAA